AACCAAACACACAUUACCGAGUGGUAUAUGUAGUCUCGCCUCGCCUGAGUUAAGGGUUCCCUCUUCCCCUCUAGUGUCGCAAUUAGCAAACCCCUGCCGCCGGAAAACCCCAACCACCGCCGAGAACCCGGCGGUGCCGCCACCACCGGAGCCCGGAAAAUUGAAAAAAACCACAAUGCUUUGCCAGGGAAGCCGCAUUUUGUUCCUAGCCCUCACUGUCGUCAUCGUCUUCACCUCCUCAUUCUCGCCGUCAAUGGCAGUAGUUCUCAACCUCACUGCUCCUCUGCUGCCAGGUCAGCACCCCAACCCAGAGGCCGUUGUUCAACACGUUCAGAGCAAAGUAAGAGCAUCACUUUCAAGACAUCUCAUGAGAAGAAAAUUGUUGUCGGGCGGCGAGCAGUCUUCGUCGUCCUGCUCCACCGGCAACCCGAUCGACGAUUGCUGGCGGUGCAGCUCCAACUGGCAGCUGGACCGCCAGCGCCUCGCCGAAUGCGGCAUUGGGUUCGGACAAUACGCCCUCGGCGGCAAAGGGGGCCGCUACUACGUGGUGACGGACUCAUCGGACUCCGACCCGGUCACCCCGCGUCCUGGGACGCUCCGGCACGCGGUCAUCCAAGAGGAGCCGUUGUGGAUCGUCUUCGCCGCCGACAUGGGCAUCCACCUCUCUCAAGAGCUCAUCUUCAACUCCCACAAGACGGUGGACGGGCGGGGGGCAAAGGUGCACAUCACCGGCGGCGGGUGCAUAACGCUACAGUACAUCUCGAACGUCAUCAUCCACAACAUCCACGUGCACAACUGCUACGAGUCGGGGGAGGCGAACGUGCGGUCGAGCCCCACGCACUACGGGUGGAGGACGAAAUCGGACGGGGACGGGAUUUCGAUAUUCGGGGCGAGGGACGUCUGGAUCGACCACUGCUCGCUGUGGAGGUGCAAGGACGGGCUGAUCGACGCGGUGGUGGGGUCCACGGGGAUCACGAUAUCGAACAACCACUUCUCGGACCACAACGAGGUGAUGCUGUUGGGCCACAGUGACGAUUUUGCCCCCGACUCGGGGAUGCAAGUCACCAUAGCCUUCAACCACUUUGGGCACAACCUGGUGCAGAGGAUGCCGAGGUGCCGGAGAGGAUUCAUCCACGUCGUGAACAACGACUUCACGAGGUGGGAGAUGUACGCCAUUGGCGGCAGCGGUAAUCCCACCAUCAACAGCCAGGGAAACCGUUACACGGCACCCUUUGACCGUGACGCCAAAGAGGUAACAAAGAGGGUGGAGACGAGAGAGGACUGGGCGGGGUGGAACUGGAGGAGCGAGGGGGACAUAAUGUUAAAUGGGGCCUACUUUGUGGAGUCAGGUGACAGCGUGGAAGUCAAAUAUGAGAAGGCAUACAGUGUGGAGCCCAAGACUGUUAAUUUCAUUGACCAACUCACCAUGAAUGCCGGGGUCCUUGUAGCCAGGAGGGGCAAAAUGGGCAAGUGGAGUACGGCUACCAUGAACGCCAGCAUUGACGACGGAGGAGCUGACUUGAUGGCAAUUUCCGACGAGGAAGAGGAUUACUCCGGGGGGAGCUGCAAGCUUGUCGCAUUUAACCCCAUCUUGUUGUUUUUCUUGAUAACCAUGCUAUAACCCCUCAUGGUAUUGUAAUUAAUGGCUAGCAGGUAAUGCAAUGUAAUCUUUGAGGACAAGAUUUGAUCUUUUGUUCAAGAAUUGAAGGACAAGAUUUGCUCUUU
Cuscuta campestris is the source of this 1725-nucleotide messenger RNA. The record is from the annotation of a GenBank genome assembly. Lineage: Eukaryota; Viridiplantae; Streptophyta; Magnoliopsida; Solanales; Convolvulaceae.